UCAGAGAGAUUCAUUCUCCUUCUUCAUCCGCUCACUGACUCUUCGCUGUCUCUCGCUGUUUCUCUCUUCAUGCCAGCUUGCACUAGUUUGACAAAAUAAAACACUAGAACCAAACAUGACUUCCAGCUUUCGUAUGACCACGACCAAGAGCAGCUCUGGAGGCUCCGGGAGCAUCAAAGGAUCAGGAGUGAGCUUUAGAAGCAGCAGCGGUGGCGGUGGCUUUGGAAGCCGUUCCUUGAUCAUACCAAGCCGGUCCAGGAUGAGCGUCGUGUCCUCAGGCUUCGGCAGUGGUGGUCGUGCUGGUGGUGGCAGUUUCGGCGGUGGCUAUGGCGGUGGAGCCAGCUUCAGCUCCAUGUCAAGCUACGGUGGCAUGGGCGGUGGUGGUGGCGGCUUUGGCAUGGGCGGUGGUGGUGGCGGCUUUGGCAUGGGGGGUGGCGGAGGUUUUGGUGGCGGUUUCGGUGGCGGCAUGGGCGCCCCCAUCACCGCAGUCACCGUCAACCAAAGUCUGCUGGCCCCCCUCAACUUGGAGAUCGACCCCAACAUCCAGGUGAUCCGCUCCCAGGAGAAGGAGCAGAUCAAGGGCCUCAACAACCGCUUCGCCUCCUUCAUCGACAAGGUACGUUUUCUGGAGCAGCAGAACAAGAUGCUGGAAACCAAGUGGAACCUAAUGCAGGGGCAGACCACCACCAAGUCCAACAUCAACGCCAUGUUCGAGGCGUACAUCGCCAACCUGCGCCGGCAGCUGGACUCCCUGGGCAAUGACAAGAUGAAGCUGGAGAGCGAUCUGAAUAAUAUGCAGAACAUGGUGGAGGACUUCAAAAACAAAUACGAGGAUGAAAUCAACAAGCGCGCCAGUGUGGAGAACGAAUUUGUCCUGCUGAAGAAGGAUGUUGAUGGCGCUUACAUGAACAAGGUUGAGCUGGAAGCCAAGGUCGAUGCACUCCAGGAUGAGAUUAACUUCCUCAGGGCCAUCUACGAAGAGGAGCUUCGCGAGAUGCAGUCCCAGAUCAAGGAUACCUCGGUGGUGUUGGAGAUGGACAACAGCCGUAACCUGGACAUGGACUCAAUUGUGGCCGAAGUGCGCGCUCAGUAUGAGGAAAUCGCUGCCAGGAGCCGUGCCGAGGCUGAGAGCUGGUAUAAGCAGAAGUACGAGGAGAUGUCCACCUCCGCCGGACAGUACGGUGAUGACCUGCGCAACACCAAAUCUGAGAUCGCAGAACUGAACCGCAUGAUCAGCAGACUGACCUCUGAGAUUGAAUCUGUUAAGGGCCAGCGCGGGAACUUGGAGGCUCAGAUCGCUGAGGCAGAGGAGCGCGGGGAGCUGGCAGUGAAAGACGCCAAGCUCCGUAUUGGAGAUCUGGAGGCCGCUCUCCAGAAAGCCAAGCAGGACAUGGCCCGCCAGGUCCGGGAGUACCAGGAGCUGAUGAACGUCAAGCUGGCCCUGGAUAUUGAGAUCGCCACCUACAGGAAACUCCUGGAAGGAGAGGAGAGCAGAAUCAGCUCAGGCGGUGGAGCAGUCACAGUACACAUGCAGCAGAGUGUAUCUUCAUCUGGAGGCGGAUUCAGCAUGGGAGGAGGCGGCGGUAGCGGUGGAUACGGCAUGGGAGGAGGACUGGGAGGAGGAAUGGGAGGAGGCGGCAGUGGAUUUGGAAUUGGAGGAGGAAUGGGAGGAGGAAUUGGAGGAGGCUCCAUGAGUGGUGGAGGAUACGGAGGUUUUAGUGGUGGCAGCAGCGGUGGUAGCAGCAAAGUGUCCUAUUCACAAUCCUCCGUGACCAAGACCAAACGCUACUAAACCCGUCGACCCACGCUUCGAGAAGGGGUUUCAGCCUCUCCAGUUCACACCUUUCUCCCUGACAGAGUGCCAAUCUGUCCAGUGUCUAGUGCCCUUUCAGAACCCUCUCCCUGAUCGCCCCGUUCCUAUCUAUCCUCUCAAAGAUCUUUCUACAGGUCCUGUUCUUGAUCAGUUGGUGCCUCUGUCAAUUAUCUUUUUUUUUUUUUUUGGAAAACUGAAACUCAAACAUCCAAAGAAAUAUAGAUAGAUGGGGAGUGUGGGGUGGGGGGUUCUCCUCUUUUAAUGUUCUGUAUUGUGCUUCUCUUUUGUCGCCUCUUUGUGGACAGAUUGUACGAACGGCUUUUGUAACACCAUCUCUGCAAUAAAUCUGAGUUUCUAAAUGAAA
Messenger RNA from Polyodon spathula (Mississippi paddlefish), 2177 nucleotides. RefSeq names its product keratin, type II cytoskeletal 8-like. Gene Ontology annotation, molecular function: structural constituent of skin epidermis. The transcript has 9 exons. NCBI's taxonomy places the organism in Eukaryota, Metazoa, Chordata, Actinopteri, Acipenseriformes, Polyodontidae. Bases 116 to 1792 code for a protein of 558 amino acids. The record is from RefSeq and is a predicted model, not a curated record. Gene Ontology annotation, cellular component: keratin filament. Gene Ontology annotation, biological process: intermediate filament organization; keratinization.